Messenger RNA from Plasmodium vivax (malaria parasite P. vivax), 3260 nucleotides. RefSeq lists its product as hypothetical. The record is from RefSeq and is a predicted model, not a curated record. Bases 1 to 2688 code for a protein of 895 amino acids. The transcript has a single exon. Lineage: Eukaryota; Apicomplexa; Aconoidasida; Haemosporida; Plasmodiidae.
AUGGGGUACGCACAUAACAACAAAAGGAGAAACAAAAAGGUGAGCGGUUCCGAUGUUGGCCAUUAUUUAAAAGGAAAGGGUCCCCGCAAGAGUUGCAAAGAAAGUAAGCCAGUCGAAUUGUGCGGUCAGAAUGUGCCUCAUGGCGGGGGGUUCCACGCGCAUAGCGAUGCGCUGCUUGGAGGGCAAGGCAUGAGGCAUUUUUACAGAAGGGCAGACAGGAUGACAAACGGGAUGGCAAACGGGAUGGCAAACGGGAUGACAAACGGGAUGACCUGCAGAAUGCCAAACGGGAUUCCCUGCAGAAUGCCAAACAACACUUACAGCUAUUGUAGAGAGGAUGGCGCAAGGGGGAAGGCUGGAGAGGCCACGUACGUCUUUUACGAGCCACUCAGAUAUCCCGCCUUUAAGAUGGCGGACAGGCGCAGUGGGGGAGGCGGCGAAAAUGGUGAUGAGGAGAAAGACGCCGCAAAGAGGAACAAACGUGAAGCAUCCGAGGAGGGUAAAGUGGUGCCCCCCCCUGCGGGUGACCAAAAUGGAGAGAGCUAUGGAGGCGCUGAGGAGGUGAGCAUCGCCACUGCGCAUUUAACCCACAUAGGGAAGACGAAGAAGCAGAGGAGUAGGGACAACCUGGGGGUGAAGAAGCAAAGCAGUAAAGAUAAUCAAGAAGUGAAGAAUAACCGUGAGAGGGGGGAUGACACCGCGCAGGUGAAGAACCUCCCCGGGGGAGGGCCGCCUCGAAAAGAAGCCAUGCAACGAGUGGAUGGCCAAAUGAAGGACCACUCGAACGCCAACUCCUCAGUGGAGACUCAAAUGAGCUCAGCGUCCUCUUCCAUGGAGGGUAUCUCUUCUCCAGUUAGAGGGAAGAGAGAGAGAGGCAACUUCUUCAUCCCAAUAACCGCUCCAACAGUGCUAAGACACCCAAAGGAAGUUACAAACGAAGUGAAAUUCAUUCUGCACAUGACCAUUUUAACUCUCUACAAGGAUCAGAUCAAACCUACGUAUAAGAAGAUUAAGCAUCGACUAGGAACCUUCCAUCAAAAUGCAGAAUUGGAAAAUAAUUUUCUGGAAAUCUGCUUGUCUCUUCAAAAUGAGUACCUCGUCGUGAAGUCCAAGAGGAAUAAUCUCUUUGUUCUGUUGAGGGAGACUCCCAAAUGGUUUAGUGGCUGGAUAAAGACAAGAAGUUUUGUUAACCCCUAUCCGGAGGUCAUGUGGAGGAAGUUCGCUCGUCACCUUUUGCAUGCAUGCAGGGCGGGAGCCACGGGGGAGUCUCCUCCUGGAGGUCUGCUGGCUAUACAGUUUGCUAAGCAUCUGUUCAGGAAGGGGCACUUGUUUUCCCUAAGUUCGGACGCGCUGGAGGGGGCGCUCGGUUGGUUUGGUGAGGGUAGUAGUACCCCACAUGGUGAGCCUGCGGGGAACCCCCGGGGGCUCUUCACCUUCAACCUGCUCCACGACAGCUUCUCCUACUUCUCGCGCGUAAACGACGCUGUUGUGCGGCUGGUCGAGGGCUCGCUCGUCGGUCUGCACCAGUCCAUUUUGGCCCACAAUGGGAGAAGCGGUGAAAUGGCCAGCAAUGAGGGGCGAAGCGGUGCAGCGGCAAGCAGUGGUGAGGGAAGCGGCGACCCCCCAGUCGCGUGGGAACUAGACAGCGACAUUUACCAGGUGGCCGACAGACUGAAGAAGAGAGGCGUCCCGUUCCUCAGCGACUACUCUGUGGGGAAAAUCGCUCAUAUAGUUCAGCUGGGGCUCUACGGGGGGCUGCUGCAUGAGGAGGGCCAGGCGAUCAAGCCGGCCUGCUGCUGCAGGGGCGUGGCCGCGUCGGUUUGGGGGGGUGGAAAAAUGGGCGGGCAAGUUAGCAGGCAAGUUAGCAGCCAAGUGAGUGGAGAGGUGAGCGGCGAGGUGGGUGACCCCCCCGGGAGUGGCCUCACAACCGAGGAACCCCCCCACCAGGUGAACUUCCGCUGCGUCGAGCGGCAGGGCCCCCCGAGGGGAGAGAUCGAUGGGGGGGAGACCGAGGAGGCGCCCGUUACACGCAUCUUCGGAAGGCACAUGGAGGGGGCGGACGCAAAUAUGCUGUGCAGUGAUGCCUCUUUACCAUGCUGUGAUGCCUCUUUACGAUGGCGCGACACCCAGUGGUGGCCCCAAACCGGGGGAGGCGGCUCCCAAGAGGGAAGGUGCGAAGGAGUCCCCCUAGUGCCAACCGCGGAGGAUGCCAAAGUUAAAAUCGACCAGCUCCUAAAAGGAAGCAACGAAAGGAUAAUCUUCUUCUGCUCAUUUAAAGAUAAAUUUUUUAAAAAAUUUGAAGAAGUGUUAAGUCCCCUCCAGUUCGGCUGCCGAAGUUUAAUAGAAUUUCUUUUUUUCCACUGCCAAGAAGUGUGCAAGCUGUUCCUCCUCAAUAGGAAUGUCAUCUUGGUGCCCCCCAGUUGUGAUGAGCAAUCUGUAAAGGACAUUGUGAGGGAGGAACAGGCGGACGACGACGACGACGAUGGGGGUGAACAUAUAAUUGAGCAGUUUGAUUACGAGGACUACGUCUCCAGGGUGGCCUACGAUCAGAAGAGCGGUCAGACUCAACAGGGGGGUCUUCAAAUCCGCACUGUGCUGAAGGACCUGGGGAGGAGGAGGGACACUUUCUUUAUUACCUUUUCCUUUUGGAAGUGCGUAGCGGGCAGGGGGAAGGCGCCCCCGCGGUGAAGGAGGAGAAGAAGUAGAAGCAAAAGAAGUAGACGGAGGAGAAGUAGAAGUAGAAGCAGAGGAAGAAGUAGACGGGGAGAAGAAAAAAUGAACCCCUUCAAACCUUCAAUGACGUAAGAGCAGCGUGUCUGGGAAUACCAACAUGGCCAUCAAGCGAUGGGAAGGGAACUCAGUUGUUCCCCUCGCAGGUGACGAACGAACGCGGAGAUGUCACUCCCCCCGGUGCAACGCUUCUCUUGACGCAGCUGACCCAAACGGGUAACUCAGUGCCGUUAGCAGCUCGGUGUAGUUUAUCAACCCUGUUGGAGUGUGUAUUUUGUUUUUUCCUUUUUUUUUCCUUUUUUUUUUUCUUAUUUUUGUUUAGGGUUCACACCCUGGGGGUGGUGGCCCCCGUUAGACUCCUCCCCACGGGACGUCGGAUGCGAAUGAUUUGGCUCCCCGCCGUGGGAAGGUGCGUAUGUAGCAAAGCGGUGAUGCCGAACGGGGGAGCAAAAGGAGUGAGGGAAAAGCCAUCACUCGGAAGCGGCCGCAGGAGCGAUGUGCGUUUCGUUGCGCGCGCCCCCGUCGACCCC